Messenger RNA from Lontra canadensis (Northern American river otter), 2065 nucleotides. It is a transcript of the gene FANCE, whose product is annotated as FA complementation group E. Gene Ontology annotation, biological process: interstrand cross-link repair. The transcript is spliced from 10 exons. Bases 46 to 1665 code for a protein of 539 amino acids. The record is from RefSeq and is a predicted model, not a curated record. Gene Ontology annotation, cellular component: Fanconi anaemia nuclear complex. NCBI's taxonomy places the organism in Eukaryota, Metazoa, Chordata, Mammalia, Carnivora, Mustelidae.
GUCAGGUACCAGAGCAGCGGCCGGCACAGCCCGGUAUCCCUAGGCAUGGCGGCCUCGGAGGAGGUGCCCGCUGUGGCUGAGGGCGUGGACUCGGCGCCCUGGGCGCAGCUGGAGGCCCCCGCCCGGUGCCUGUUGCAAGCGCUGCAGUUGGGGCCGGAGGGGGCGUGGCGCGGCCUGGGUAUGCUGCGGGCGCUGGGCAGUCGCAGCGCGGAGCCCUUCGACUGGGGCUGCGUCCUGGAGGCGCUGUGCCGGGAGGAGCCCGUCGUGGAGGGUCCGGACUGUCGCCUGGAGCUGAAACCCCUGCUGCUGCGAUUGCCUCCGUUAUGCCAGAGGAACCUGAUGUCCCUACUGAUGGCUCUUGGGCCAUCGCUGCCCGAGAGCGGCCUACUCCCCGUGCUGCAGAUUGCACGACAAGACCAAAGCCCCAACCCCGACGCCUGGCUCCAGGCCCUGGGGGAGUUGCUGCGGAGGGAUCUGAACGCUGGGGUAGCGACUGAGGGGACGUCCCCACUGUCUACAGACUACCAGAGACAGCUCCAAGGCCUGUGUAGGCGGCUAGGCCAGGGAGGCAGGAGGCUGAAGUUGGCCCAGGCUCCUGUUCCCGAAGAGGAACAAGAGGAAGGCAAGGAGGACAAGGACUCCCCACGGCCUGGGAAACGAAGAAAGGGGCCAGAGGAAGAGCCUGCCAGUCCUGAAGGCGGACAGGCCCCCAAAAGGUUCCGGCAUUUGGAAAGGGAAGAGGAAGGAGGUCAGGAAGAGGAGAGAGGUGAACCUGAGUCUUUGGAGCUCCCGGCAGACGGAGGAGGUGCCUCACCCAUGGAGAACCAGCUUGUUGGGGCCGAGCCCAGGGAGGCUGGUCAGAGUCUGGAGGAGGCUAAGGACCUAGCCGAGAGUUUGGAGUUGCCCAAAGCUCUCCAGGACCAGGUUCCCAGGCUGCAGCAGCUGCUCAAGACCUUUGGGGAGGGGUUGGAGGGCGCUCCCCCACUUGAGCUACAGCUUCUCCAUGAAUGUAGUCCCAGCCAGAUGGACCUGCUGUGUGCCCAGCUGCAGCUCCCACAGCUCUCGGACCCAGCUCUCCUGCAGCUCUGCACCUGGCUCCUGUCCCUUUCACCAGAUCUUAGCCUUAGCAAUGCGACCAUUCUGACCAGGAGCCUCUUUCUUAGACGGAUUCUCUCCCUGACUUCCUCGGCCUCCCGCCUGCUCAUCAUGGCCCUGACCUCCUUCUGUGCCAAGUAUGCCUAUCCUGUCUGCAGAGCCCUUCUUGGCCCGGUGCUCCAGGCCCCAGAAACAGGCCCAGCUCAAACGGAGUUACUGUGUUGCCUUCUGAAGGAUGAGGCCCUGGCACCGGACACGCAGGUUCUGAUGCUGGGACAGAUCUUGGAGCUGCCCUGGAAAGAGGACACUUUCGUGGUGUUGCAGUCCCUGCUGGAGCGGCAGGUGGAGAUGACCCCUGAGAAGUUCAGUGUGUUGAUGGAGAAACUCUGUAAAGAGGGGCCAGCGGCCACCGCAUCUGUGGCCUAUGCCAAGCUCAUGCUGACGGUGAUGACCAAGUAUCAGGCCAGUAUCACUGAGAUCCAUAGGCUGGGCCUGGCCGCAGUCCUAGAGCUCAACACCACUUUCCUGAGGAAGCCCCUACAGGCCGCCCUGAGACAUCUGGCCCCCUGACCAUCACUCCUGGAGCCUGAAGGAGACUUCUCCAACUGCCUGAAGUAUACUUCUGCUCUCAGCGCCUCACCCUGACUUGUUGCCUGGGGGUAAAGGCAGAGCCUGGCCAUGCCAAGGGUCUGCUGCCCCCCUGCUCCAGGAUGCAGAGAAAACAUCUUGGCCUCCUAGCCAGCAGAGAAGGUCCCAGGCUAAGCAGGCUUGAUGAGCUUUAUUUCCAAGGGAUGCUGACCUUGGGCUCACUCCUUGUCACUUUUGCUUCAGACUGUGGGGAUGGGAACUUUCUGAAAGACCUCAGUAGGGUCAAAGCAGACCCGGGUAGAUGAAUGAUGCUUCAGGAGCCCUGAGGUGACCUGUGUCCUUGGCACAAAUAUCUUGCACUCAAGUGUAUGUUAUGACCCUC